Messenger RNA from Vigna umbellata (rice bean), 2066 nucleotides. Its product is annotated as Basic-leucine zipper (bZIP) transcription factor family protein. The record is from RefSeq and is a predicted model, not a curated record. Gene Ontology annotation, biological process: regulation of DNA-templated transcription. Lineage: Eukaryota; Viridiplantae; Streptophyta; Magnoliopsida; Fabales; Fabaceae. Gene Ontology annotation, cellular component: nucleus. Gene Ontology annotation, molecular function: sequence-specific DNA binding; DNA-binding transcription factor activity.
UCUCACUCUCACCGUUACGUUACAUUACAAAAGACUCACUCUUCUCUUAUAUUCUCUCUUAUUUUCUUUCUGCCUGUUGCAACAGGCUUGAACAUCCUCACCAUGGAUGCUGAAUCGGAGAAGCGCGCAUUCACCUCCACUUCCGUUUCUAGGUCCUCUUCCUGUGAAGGUAUGGAUCGGCUUGUUGACAAGGAGGAGAUGGAAGCGGCUGAGACUCUCGCACAGUUGGCAAUGCGUGAUUCUCACUCUACUGACAAAUGGUGCACCAAACUAUGUGCCAUUCCUGAAGUUCAUCCUUCACCGACUCUUCACUCUGAUCCCUCUCUUGGGACUGCGGACCAAGCUAUUGCAGAUCAGCAGCAAGAUGAAAAAGUACACACUACUGCAUCUGUAGAAACAGAGAGGACUCAGCAGAAUAACUGUUCCGAACCCAUGGAGGUAGAGCAGGAUGCCAAUUUAAUACCUAACUCAAGUCAUGCCGAGGUGGAACAGGAUGCCAAUUUAAUACAUAACUCAAGUCAUACGGAGGUGGAACAGGAUGCCAAUUUAAUACAUAACUCAAGUCAUACGGAGGUGGAGCAGGAGCAGGAUUCCAAUGUAUCACAUAAAUCAAAGGAGCAGGAUUCCAAUGUAACUCAUAAAUCAAAUAACCUUUUAGGUCGUUAUAACAGGUCAAGGAAAAAUUUAACUGAGGAAGAAAAAGAAGCAAGGAGGAUGCGCAGGAUAUUGGCAAAUAGAGAGUCAGCCAGGCAGACAAUUCGACGUAGGCAGGCUCUGUGUGAGGAAUUAACAAAAAAAGCUGCCACUUUGGUGGUGGAGAAUGAAAGUCUAAAGAAGGAGAAAGAUUUGGCUUUGAAAGAGUAUCAGUCUUUGGAGACUACAAAUAAGUACUUAAAGGCACAAAUCGCCAAGUCAACAAACACAGAAGAAGAGAAAACUCCCGUUGAGCCCGAGUCAUCUGUGGCUGAGGUAACACCUUCGUCUGGUAGUGGUCCAUGGUUCCUUUAUAACCCUUUUCCUGUUCAACAUGUAUUUUGGCCUUCGCCCCUUCAGCCUACGUAUCCAGUUCAUUUACCAAAUGCAUCAUUUAAUCCCAUCAUCAUUCCAUCUAUUGCUAAUGUUCCAUGUUCUUCCGAGUCUGAAUUAUAUCACAAGCAAAAUAACCUUAUAAAUGAUAAGCAAACACCAAAUCCAUUUUACAUGUUUCCAUGCCCUUGGAUAUUCCCAUGUCCGCAGUUUGGAAAUGGACAAUCAUCACCUUCUUGUAGCCUGAAAGAUAAACAAAAUAAUCUUUCUCUGGGCAAACCUUGUAGUUCUAGUUCAUCUUUGAAUACACUGGCAAAUGUGGAUUAUCGAGCCUGGACAGAAGCCAGACUCGUUAAUGACCCUGCAAGAUUUUCAUUGGAUGGAGGUGAGAAGAAAACAGGAUGUCACAUUAUAGAAAAUUAUCAUGGACCCUCUCUUGGUUGUAAUGCUCAAGCUUGUGCUUCCGAACAAGAAAACGAGCUUCAAUUGCAUUCUGGUCCAAACAAUAAAGCAUCUUCAACGGCUUAUAUUGGUGCAUCUUCAGUUGAAAAGAAACAAAAACAGUUUAUUUGCCAGGGGAAAAGUCUAGCUGAUGCAGUUGCUGCGGCAGAAGCAAGAAAGAGGAGAAAGGAACUAACCAAGCAGAAAAGCAUCCAUAGCCGCCAGUCUCGAAUGCAGUGUUGACUGUGGAAUAUAUUCCAAGGGUGCAAGUUCCUCCACACAGGUCAACUAUAUCUAUUGGGGAACUUUGGAGGAAAAUAACUGAACAGCAACUCAUGUAAAGAGCUGUCUUUGGUGAAGGUUUAAUUUUUUUUUCAUAAGUCUUUUGCUUGUUUAUUUUUAAUUUACUUAUCAGGAGUUUUUGCCCCCACUGAGGAGAAAAAGAGACAGAGGGAAGUUGGUUUCUUAAGCGGAAACUGACCAAAUUUUUCAUUGGUAGUUAUACCGGAAUCUUCAACUUUCAACUUCUGACUGUAAACAUCAAAAAUCAGAAAUUUGCCGCUUUAAUGGUCAGAACAAAGAGAAAUUUAGACUUUGUA